This is a messenger RNA of Lactuca saligna, 525 nucleotides long. NCBI's taxonomy places the organism in Eukaryota, Viridiplantae, Streptophyta, Magnoliopsida, Asterales, Asteraceae. The record is from the annotation of a GenBank genome assembly.
AUGUUUGACAUGAAUUCCUUAUGGAUUAUAACUGAAAUUCUUGAUGAUGAAUCUGAUGAAGAAAUCUAUGUAAAAAAGAGAAUCGGUGAUAGAAAAUAUGUUGAAGGAGUGACAAAGAUUAAAGAAGCAAAAAGGAAGAGGAAUAGUGGGGACAAUCGUGCAGCAAUAAAGAAACAAAAAACUGUGAAAGAGAAAAAGACUGUGAAAGAUAUAUUGAAGGAGUUGCCUUCAAUAAACACUAGAUCGACACCUGGAUUGAUGACAAAUGUUGUAAGUUCUUUGACAUCAGAACAAAAAGAUUGGGUGAAACGGAUGGGAUUUAAAGCAUUUUUGAAGAUCAACAUUAAGAGUAUUCCUUUAAAACUUUGCCAUUUUGUGCUUAAGCAUUAUGAUGAAGGCACAAACAGUAUUCUGAUUAAAGGAAAAAGAAUAAAGAUCACAAAGGAAAAAAUUCAUAAAGUGUUUGGUUUACCCAAAACUGGAAAAAGCUUAUUUGACUUGGACAUUGUUAGUGAAGAUCAUUAA